CUUAAGUAUUCAGUCACUCUCUCAUCCUUUCUCUCUCUGCACAUGUACUCUCUCUCAUCCCGUCUCUUCGGACAUGCACUUUCUCUCUCAUCCUACAAAAGCAAGCUCGAGCACCACUAUUCUUCAAGACAUGCACUCUCUCUCUCAUCGAGUGCAGCCCGCAAAAGCAAGCUCAAAAAAGUACGCUUCUCUGUUUCUCUCUCAUCAGGACAGGCACUUUCUCUCUCAUCGAUACAGAAUACAGACAUGGUGGAUGCACCUCGAAUCAUCCAGUAAAAAGUGAGACGGUCUCAAGUUAAAAGAUCACAAACUGUGGAUCACUCUGUAUCCCUUGAGAAUUCCAAGGGAAAUCCAAGUAAUGAUUAAGAGUUACCAGAUGAGACCAAGUUGAUGUUUUUAUGGUUUCGUGUUGGAGCAGAGGAGAUUUUAUGUUAGGUCACCCCAGAAAUGUCAUAUUGGAUUAUGUGUGCAUGAUAUUGAUGUAAAGGAGAUAUUUUUUUAGGGCUACCUUAUUUGGUAAUAGUAGAAGAUUUAUAGAACACCUUUUGGGUCAACCCAGAAGUUCAUAGGGCACCCCUUUUGAAUACUUUGAAAAAAAAAUAGGGCACCAUUUUUGUAAGAGUUCUGUAGGCCACCUGUUUACAGGGGAAAUUGCUCUUUAGAUCUCCUUAUAAGGAAGAGGAGAAAUUUUAGCCCAGAGAGAGAGAGAGGACACAAUUUUGGGGUAUAGAAGAACUUUUGAAGACACCCUUUUAGGAAUCAUGGUUCCAAAGCUUUGAUGAAUAUGGGAACUCAUUGCAAGACCAUUGUUUGGUUUAGGAGAGACCUGAGAAUUGAGGACAACCCUGCCUUAGCUCAAGCUGCUAGGGUAGGCUGUGUCCUACCAGUUUACAUAUGGUGCCCUAAAGAAGAAGGCCAAUUCUACCCUGGUCGGGUUUCUCGAUGGUGGCUUAAGCAGUCUCUUGUUCAUUUGGAUCAAUCUCUAAGGUCUCUUGGGGCUCCCCUUUUGCUGAUUAAAACUGAAGACACUCUUUCUGCCCUCUUAAGAUGCAUCAGUGCAAUUGGUGCCACCCAAGUUGUCUAUAACCAUCUCUAUGAUCCAGUGUCUCUUGUCCGAGAUCAUUGCGUUAAACAGAAGCUAGUGGAGCAAGGGAUUAUUGUGCAGAGUCUUAAUGGAGAUUUGCUAUAUGAGCCUUGGGAGGUUUACGAUGAUGAGGGACUGGCUUUUACGACCUUUGAUGAAUAUUGGAACAAGUGCAUCAGCAUGUCUGUUGAACCAGUCUGCCUUCUUCCUCCAAGGAGACUAGUCCCAGCCUCAGAAAAAAUGGUAGGCUGCACAAUCGAGGAGCUGGGUCUUGAAAAUGAAUACGAGAAAUCAAGCAAUGCACUCCUUAGCCGAGCUUGGUCUCCUGGUUGGUGCCAUGCUGACAAAGCACUCUCCGAGUUCAUUUCGCAACGCCUCGAAGAUUACUCAAUGAACAGGCUCAAGGCCGAAGGCCUUGGAACCGCUCUCUUAUCCCCUUACCUUCACUUUGGUGAACUAAGCAUAAGAAAAGUCCUUCAUAGUGUGAGAAUGAAGCAACUAUCCUGGGCUAGGGAGGGAAACUCAGAUGCAGAAGAGAGCGUCAACCUCUUUCUAAGAUCCAUUGGCUUCCGGGAAUAUUCUCGCUAUUUAUGCUUCAAUUUCCCGUUCACCCAUGAAAAAUCCUUGUUGGGUAACCUGAAGUUUUUUCCGUGGCGAACUGAUCAUUCUAAUUUCAAGGCCUGGAGGCAAGGGAGAACUGGUUACCCCUUAGUAGAUGCAGGUAUGAGAGAGCUUUGGGCGACUGGCUGGUUACACAAUAGAAUCAGAGUGGUGGUUUCGAGCUUUUGUGUGAAGUUCCUUCAACUUCCAUGGACAUGGGGUAUGAAGUAUUUUUGGGACACUUUAUUAGAUGCUGAUUUGGAGUGUGAUAUCCUUGGUUGGCAAUAUAUAUCAGGUAGUUUACCUGAUGGUCAUGAGCUAGAUCGCCUCGAUCAUCCAGAGGAUCAAGGCUACAAAUUUGAUCCAGAAGGUGAAUACGUGAGACAAUGGCUUCCCGAGCUUGCUCGAAUGCCCACCGAAUGGAUUCAUCACCCAUGGGAUGCUCCUGUGUCAGUUCUUAAAGCAGCUGGUGUAGAACUUGGUUUGAAUUAUCCGAACCCGAUUGUCGAAAUAGAUUCUGCCAAAGAAUGCUUGGCUCAAUCUCUCUCUAAGAUGUGGGAAUUGGAGGCAGCCUCAAGAACCGCGAAAGCUAAUGGUUCAGAUGAAAAUGUUGGGGACAAUUUAAACAGCAUUAAUGAAAUUCCCAAUGUUCCAAGGGUUGUAAUUAAGAAGAAAGAAGCUCCAGAAAGUUCUAGUUGGGAUCAGAGAGUUCCCACUGUUCAAAGUAUGCAUAAACGAAAUGGGGUCAAUAAUUUGGUGGGCGAGGAUGUAAAUAGAGUUAAUCUGAGGAAUCAGAUUAAUGGAGGUGAGGUGCUGAGCAGAAAUGAUGAAAUGAGUUCAACAGCUGACUCUUCUUCUAUUAGGAAGAGGAGCCUCAAUGAAAGUUGUUUCAAUGUCCCUUCUUCUAGUUUGCCUCAGAGUGGGUCAUGGCUGAAAGGUAUCGACAUUGACGAGGUCUCGACUAGUAAGGUUUGGCUGAAGGCAUCGAGCUGAGCUGGCCUUGCAAGCUAGCUAGCUUGGCUUGUCGACUCCCCUAUAAGUUUCAUUAAGUUGUAUCAGAGCUGAGUUAACAAGGCCUUAACCCCAACCGAAUAAUGCCUACUGAUGCUUUUGUUCAUUUUGAACUUCAGGGUGAAGAAGGGUUUGGUGCUCAUAUGAGACCGAAUUGUUUAAGGCCAUGCAAGAGGCCUGCUACAUUUGACCAUGAGACUUAACUCGAGGAAUGCCUCGUAUGUACAUUAUGUUUUCUGACAGUUUCAUGUUUUGGUCAUACAAAUAACCUUUCUUGUUCACUUAUGGUUAUAUGAGUAAUAAGAUGUCUUCUUUUCUGCUC
Amborella trichopoda is the source of this 3017-nucleotide messenger RNA. It is a transcript of the gene CRY2, whose product is annotated as cryptochrome 2. The record is from RefSeq and is a predicted model, not a curated record. Gene Ontology annotation, cellular component: cytoplasm; nucleus. Gene Ontology annotation, molecular function: blue light photoreceptor activity; deoxyribodipyrimidine photo-lyase activity; FAD binding. Gene Ontology annotation, biological process: entrainment of circadian clock by photoperiod; circadian regulation of gene expression; blue light signaling pathway. NCBI's taxonomy places the organism in Eukaryota, Viridiplantae, Streptophyta, Magnoliopsida, Amborellales, Amborellaceae.